Molecule: messenger RNA, 2646 nt
Organism: Psammomys obesus (fat sand rat)
Lineage: Eukaryota; Metazoa; Chordata; Mammalia; Rodentia; Muridae
Gene: Tlr6
Product: toll like receptor 6
Exons: 2
Coding region: 93-2507 (804 amino acids)
Biological process (GO): inflammatory response; toll-like receptor signaling pathway; cellular response to diacyl bacterial lipopeptide
Cellular component (GO): membrane; Toll-like receptor 2-Toll-like receptor 6 protein complex
Molecular function (GO): transmembrane signaling receptor activity; Toll-like receptor 2 binding; lipopeptide binding
Source: RefSeq, a predicted model, not a curated record
GCGCGUAUUUUUUCAGAGAGCUUUGGAGUUUACUUUCUCUUUGGAGAAGGAAGUCUUGAGCUUGAACUAGUAAAAUGCUGUGAAGAACACUAAUGGCCCCCUGGGACAGCCAUUUCAACAUGAGUCAAGGCAGAGAUCCCAUCAUGGGAAGUUUCCAUUUUGUCUGCAUCCUGGCCAUAACAGUCAGAAGCAUGGCCAAGUUCUCCGAUGAACUUGGGUCUACUGUAGACUAUUCAGACAGGAACCUUACUAAUGUCCCAAAAGACCUGCCACCAAGAACAAAAACCUUAAAUCUGUCUCAAAACUCUAUACCUGAGCUUCGUAUGACUGAUAUCAGCUUUCUGUCAGAGCUGAGAGCUCUGAUACUCUCCCACAACAGAAUACGGAGACUUGAUUUUGGUGUGUUCAAGUUCAAUAGGUAUUUAGAAUACUUGGAUGUUUCACACAAUCAGUUGCGAAGCAUCUCUUGCUGCCCUCUGGUGAGCUUGAAGCACUUAGACCUCUCAUUCAAUGACUUUGAUGUCCUUCCUGUGUCUAAAGACUUUGGCAACUUGACACAACUGAGUUUCUUGGGAUUAAGUGCUGCAAAGUUCCGGCAACUGGAUCUGCUCCCAGUUGCUCACUUACACCUAAACUACAUUCUUCUAGACUUAGUGGGUUAUCGUAUAAAAGAAGGUGAGACAGAAAGUCUUCAGGUUCUGAAUACCAAUGUUCUCCAUUUGGUCUUUCAUCCAAACAGCUUGUUCUCCAUGCAAGUGAACAUAUCUGUAAAUACUUUAGGAUGUUUACAGCUGAGUAAUAUUAAGUUGAAUGAUGAAAACUGCCAACAGUUAAUUACAUUGUUAUUAGAACUCACCAGAGGUCCAACCUUACUGAACUUGACUCUCCACCACAUAGAAACAAACUGGAAGUGUUUGGUUACACUUUUCAAAUUCCUUUGGCCCCAAGCAGUGGAGUAUCUCAGCAUCUACAACUUAACAAUAGUUGAGAGCAUCAAUACAGAAAAAUUUACUUACCCGGAGACAGCACUGAAGGGCUUGAAGAUAGAGCAUGUUACAGUUCAAGUUUUCAUUUUUUCAAAGGAGGCAUUGUACUCUGUGUUUGCUGAGAUGAACAUUGGGAGGCUCAGCAUCUCAGACACACCCUUUAUCCACAUGCUGUGCCCUCAGCUCCCAAGCUCAUUCGUGUUUCUGAACUUCACCCAGAAUGUUUUCACAGACAGUGUUUUUCAAGGCUGUUCCACCUUACAGAGAUUGAAGACACUUAUCUUACAAAGGAAUGGCUUGAAGAACCUUUUGAAGGUAGGUCUCAUGACUAAGAAUAUGUCCUCUCUGGAAACUUUGGAUGUUAGUUUGAAUUCCUUGGAUUCUCAUGCCUAUGAAGGGACAUGCACUUGGGCUGAGAGCAUAUUAGUGUUGAAUUUGUCUUCAAAUGUCCUUACUGACUCUGUUUUCAGAUGCUUACCUCCCAAGGUCGAGGUCCUUGACCUUCACAAUAACAGAAUUACAAGCAUUCCUCACAAAAUCACUAAACUGGAAGCUCUGCAGGAACUGAAUGUAGCAGGCAAUUCUUUAACUGACCUUCCUGGAUGCGAGGCCUUCAGCAGCCUUUCUGUGCUGGCCAUUGACCAUAAUUCAGUGUCCCAUCCCUCAGCAGAGUUCUUCCAGAGCUGUCAGAACAUUCGGUCCAUAAGAGCAGGGAGCAACCCAUUCCAGUGUACAUGUGAGCUGAGAGAGUUUGUCAAAAACCUAGGCCAAAUACCAAGCGAAGUGGUGGAGGGUUGGCCUGGCUCUUACACCUGUGACUACCCAGAAAGCACCAAGGGAACCCCACUGCAGGACUUCCGCAUGUCUCCACUGUCCUGUGAUACCGUUCUGCUGACCGUCACCAUCGGGGCCAGCGUGCUGGUGUUGGCCGCCACCGUGGCCUUCCUCUGCCUCUACUUUGAUCUGCCCUGGUACCUCAGGAUGCUGUGUCAGUGGACACAGACCCGGCACAGGGCCAGGAACACUCCCUUAGAAGAACUCCAGAGGAAUCUCCGGUUCCACGCUUUUGUCUCAUACAGUGAGCAUGAUUCUGCCUGGGUGAAGGAUGAAUUGCUACCAAACCUAGAGAAAGAUGACAUACGGGUUUGCCUCCAUGAGAGAAACUUUGUCCCUGGCAAGAGCAUUGUGGAGAAUAUCAUCCAUUCCAUCGAGAAGAGCUACAAGUCUGUUUUUGUGUUGUCUCCGCACUUCAUCCAGAGCGAGUGGUGCCACUAUGAGCUCUACUUUGCCCAUCACAAUCUCUUCCACGAAGGGUCUGAUAACUUAAUCCUGAUCUUGCUGGAACCCAUCCAACAGGACACCAUUCCCAGUCGGUACCACAAGCUGCGGGCUCUCAUGGCACAGAGGACUUACUUGGAAUGGCCCAUGGAGAAGAGCAAACGUGGACUGUUUUGGGCCAACCUUAGAGCUUCUUUUAUUACAAAGUCAAUAUUAGUCAAUGAAGAUAAUGUGAAAACUUGAAGCAUGGGUUCACAGCUUAGUAAACUGUUAACAGUUUACUGAUGAGCGUUGUGGUUUUAGGUUCCUAUUGGGAGGUACUUCUGUUAUGCUGUCUUCGUUUGGUCUCUAUGACUAUGAUAAACAACAUGACCAAAAGCAA